CCAUAGUCUGAUCCCCGUAACCUCUCCAACCGUACGAUUACCCUUUGGCCAAAUGGCACCCACCAUCCUCUUCGUCCCGGGUUUCUGGGAGGGGCCCAAAGUGUUCACCCCCGUAUGCGAUCUCCUGCAGGGUGAAGGAUUCAAGACGGAAGACUGCACACUACCCAGCACAGGCACCACCUCGCCCGGAAACCCGGCUAUGGCCGACGAUAUAGCCGCCGUGCGCGACCACCUGGCGAGCAUCGUGCACCGCGGAGAAGAGGUCAUUCUCGUAUUGCAUUCGGCCGGUGGGUUUUUAGGUAGCGCUGCCAUGGAAGGCCUGAGCAAGUCGGCUGUCGGACAAGGGGGAGUCGUUAAGAUUGUCUUCUUGGCUGCGGCGGUUUUCCCGGAAGGUCAUGAACACGAGGAUUUGCCAUUUGCUGUUGCUGAGGGGGGUGCGAUGUACUGCGUCAAUCCCGAGGUGCUUCUUCUCAACGAUGUUCCUGAGCCAGAGAAGACGAAGUGGUUGGCCAUGCUUGAUCCCCAGCCGGCUGAUGGUUGGAAUGGCAGGGUACCCUACGCUGGGUGGAAGGAUGUGCCCAGCGUGUACCUUGUCUGUGAGGGUGAUAAUGCUCUUCCAGCGGGCCUCCAAGAGCAACUAGCUAACCUGGCGGGGAGCCAGAUUGAGCGGUGCAGUGCUGGCCACAUGCCUCAGCUCAGUCAGCCAUCGCGGGUGGCAGAGAUUAUACGUGCUGCUGCGGCAUCUCUUUGAUGAGAGCGAGAAAUAGAACGUGAGUGUGAUGUUGCACACGAUAUGUCGAGCAAGGUUGAGGUGAUGAGGCACUGUAUAUCUGAGGCGCAAAAUGACGUGAAAAUAGAAGUACAUGGUAUAUAAUGUGAACAUUGACAAGC
Molecule: messenger RNA, 891 nt
Organism: Aspergillus eucalypticola CBS 122712
Lineage: Eukaryota; Fungi; Ascomycota; Eurotiomycetes; Eurotiales; Aspergillaceae
Product: alpha/beta hydrolase
Exons: 2
Coding region: 53-751 (232 amino acids)
Source: RefSeq, a predicted model, not a curated record